Molecule: messenger RNA, 2006 nt
Organism: Elaeis guineensis (African oil palm)
Lineage: Eukaryota; Viridiplantae; Streptophyta; Magnoliopsida; Arecales; Arecaceae
Product: 3-ketoacyl-CoA synthase 4
Biological process (GO): fatty acid biosynthetic process
Cellular component (GO): membrane
Molecular function (GO): acyltransferase activity, transferring groups other than amino-acyl groups
Source: RefSeq, a predicted model, not a curated record
AAUUGCAACAGAGCAACUCCCUCCAGUUUUAAUGCCCCUGCAUGCCAUAGUAACCCCUCGCUUCUCCUAUGCUCCAUAUACCUCCCAUCAUCUGUGCCUCUGGUCUCUUAUAAAGCCAGUUCCAUUGCCAUACAUACACCAACCUCCCGCUCUCUCUUUUGUGUAAAGCAAGUAACCAUGAGAUCUACCAUCCAGUUCCUCAGGAUCUCCAUGUUCACCCUGUUGGCACUGACCAUAAUCAUCCACACUAUGAUUCCUUCCAUCCCGAGUUCACUACUGAACCCGGACGCGCUUCUCUUCCUCUUCGAGCACAAGGUGGUCCUCCUCUCUCUCCUCUGGUGCGCCACCGUCGCCAUCGUCGCCUACCUGUCGACCCGGCCCCUCCCCGUCUUCCUCCUCGACUACACCUGCUUCAAGCCUGACAACGACCGGCGGUGCAGCUUGGAGGUGUGCGAGUACGUCGGCCUCCGCAGCCGUCGCUUCUCCCCGACCAGCCAGGAGUUCAUGCGCGCCAUCUACCGCAAGUCCGGCCUUGGGGACGAGACCUACGCCCCGCCCUUUCUCUUCCAGACCGACUACGGUGCCCAGUUCCGGCACGCCAUCCUCGAGGCCGAAGAAGGCAUGUUCUCCGCCGUGGCCUCCCUCCUCGCCAAGACCGCCGUCGAACCCUCCCGCAUCACCCUCCUGAUCACCGCCUGCAGCAUGUUCGCCCCCUCCCCCUCCUUCUCCUCCUUCAUCGUCCACCGCUUCAAGCUGGCCCCCUCCGUCAAGACAUUCAACCUCGCCGGCAUGGGCUGCAGCGCCGGCACCAUGUCCAUCGACCUCGCCGCCAAGAUCCUCCGCCGCCGAGUCGGCUACGCUCUCAUAGUCGUCACCGAAAGCACCAGCCUCAACUGGUACUUCGGCGACAACCGCCACAUGCUGGUGACCAACUGCAUCUUCCGGGCGGGGACCGCCGCGGCGCUCGUCACCAGCGACCCCUCCCGGCUGGGCGCCGCCAAGAUGGAGCUGGUCCGCACCCUCCGCACCCACCACGGCGCCGACGACGCGGCCUACAACGCCGCCGUCCAGAUGGAGGACGAGGACGGCAACGUGGGUGUCGCGCUCACCAAGGACUUGGUCCGGGUGGCCGGCGCCGGCCUCAAGGGCCACAUCUCCACCCUCGCCCCCCGAGUCCUCCCGGUCUCCGAGCUUCUACGCUACGUCUACAACGUGACGAGGUCGAUCAUGGCGGGGGACCGCAAGGCGGUGCACGUGCCGGCCUUCACCAAGGCGUUCGAGCACAUGUGCAUCCACGCAGGCGGGAAGGCGGUGAUCGACGCGGUGGGGAAGAUCAUGCGGUUCGACCACGGCGUGACGGAGCCGGCCCGGAUGUGCCUGCACCGAUUCGGGAACACGUCGAGCAGCUUGGUGUUUUACGAGCUGGCCUACUUCGAGGCCAAGGGCAGGGUAAAGAAGGGGGAUAGGGUGUGGAUGCUGGCGUUCGGGACCGGGUUCAAGGCCUGCAGCGUGGUGUGGAGGGCGUUGAGAGACUCCGGGAUGGAUCCGGACAAUCCAUGGAAGGAAUGCAUCCAUAGGUAUCCGGUGGUGUAGUGGCUGCGUCCGAUUGGACCCCCGAUUCUAUGUCGAAUAUCAUGUAAUAUCUAUAUAUCUAUCAACAUCAGAAAGAACAUGGAAGCAAUGAAUGGAUUCUUCGUUCCUUGAGUGGGUGCCAUGGUGAUGGGAGAGAAAUAAAUGCAUGCGUGUUGCUGUUGGUCGGUCCACGGAGUUUUUAUUCGUUUCGUCUGAGGAUUCCUGUACGUGGCAAAACGGGGGCACAUGCCCAUGUGCCCUCAAUGUUCCUCGCAGUCCUAGCAUGCUAGGUGGAUGAAUCUGCACCGAUCUAUAUUUAUGGAUCGCAGUCCGAGUUGGUUGACGGGACAGCAGGUCAUCAUCAAGUAACAAAUAAUUCUGCCUUUGUUUCCUUAUUUCGUUAAAUAAUAAGCCUCAGCCUCUACCUUGUUGUU